CUGCGGCGACGCGACGAAAAUAGCAGACGACACUGCGCCGCGACGGUGGCCGCCGCUGUCCCCGCUUCCUCGCGGCGUCUGUGCAUACGCGAGAGAGCGGACGAGGCGAUCCGCUUCUCCCUAGUUUUACCUCCAACUUUUCUCGAAGCGCGAAAUUUUUACGAACGACGGACCGCACUGCGAAAAUGGCCGAGAUAACGGACUUCGGGCCGAGGAAGACCUUUUUUAUACUCGCGAUCGUGUUCGGCUGCUUCACGGUGCUGUGGCCGAAAAUUCUGCACCCUAUGUUCAUAGGAUUUGUCACUCCACAUCACUCCGCAUCGGACGGCUCGGUGUGCUGCGAUGUGAUAUUUGAGAGCGAUGUCACCGCGGUGGACAUCAUGCAGGAGAUGUGUCAAAACAUAUUGAGGCAUCAUCCGGUUGACCCGCGCGUGAGAGACGCGCUGAAGCUUAGCAAGCUGACCCCGCAGACCGCGAGCCUGUGUGGGGAGGAGGUCCUAGCUAGAUGCGGCAUAGACCUGUCGUCCUUCCUUGCUGAGCGAGAGCGCUUGGGCGAGACCUACAAGCAAGUGUUGGAGGAAAUUAGGUCGUUCAAUAGCUCCCUUUGUCUCAAAGUGAAUUUCGGCGUGCCGCUGUCGCAGUUAGGGACACCGCAUCUUAUCCGAUAUCAUAUCCUUAUGCCGCACAAUGCUUUACCACAGGAGCGUCGUCCUCCCCCUCACGCGGGCGGGAUGCAUCCUGCGCUGAGGGAGAGAGGAAGAGCCAUACCGACCUCUCAUAUGGUACCGAAGAUCGUGGACAGGUCUGACCACGUUAUACCAAAGAUGAGGCCACCUCUCGGCGGUGCUGGCCACGUUGUUCCAGCACCCAAAGGAAACGGUACAAUGGGGGUCAUCAUGCCACUGUAUACGAUAGGAAUAGUCUUGUUUUUCGUGUACACCAUCAUUAAGGUCUUGAAGAAAAAUUCCGACAGCGAGAUUAUCUCGGAAUAUCCGGGAGCGGCUGCCGAAAAGGAAUUUCGGAAAAUGGUAUUCAGUCCAGAAGCUCUCGCUACUGCAAUGACUGGAGGUACCCUGCAUUAUCCGAGAGAAAAGGACUCCCCGCACCGGACCGCCCCAAGUAUCGAGGAAUUAAACGAUCAAGCGGCAGGAGACAUAGAGAUAGAUCAACUGAGACAGCGUUUGGUCGAGACGGAAGCAGCCAUGGAAAGAAUCGUUGUCCAGAUGGGCAACAUAUCACGUUCAGUAAUGCAUAACUCGAGCUCACAGCCAGAAAUCAAGGAGGACACUGCAGACCAGGAAUUACAUAGUAGGGAAGGUGAAGAGUUAGCAGAACAGUCGCCAACAGUUAAAGUCAUGGGUAUGGAAAUGACAGCUAGUUGUGAAAGUGGACAGAAAUGUAGCAGACCCACCACUCCCAUUAUUCCUACACCAAGUAAUGUCGAAAGGGAAAAAACUCCGCCAACACCUAUAUAUUUAGAAGGUGCACUUCCGCCGCAAUGUGAAUUGCUCGUAACCGAUUCGGAAACUCAAGCUGAAAAGUCAGAAGACGACGACGACGCUCCAGUUGUUCUCUCAGGCAAAAUGACUCUCUCUCUCAUCAGCCUCGACCAGAUUCCAGCUGAUUCGGAGGCUGAAGAUCUAGAUAGAAAGGGAAAAGAGAUUCUGGACAUCCAAGCGGAAAUUAGGGAUGUAAAAGAUAAAAAAAACGAAAUAUUUCAAAAGAAUGAGGAAGAUAAGGAAAAUAGUGAAGUAGAGGAAGAGGAAAGUGAAGAAGAGGAGGAUGAGGAAGAAGGAAAAAAAGAGCAAGAAGAAGAGGAGGAGGAAGAGGAGGAGGUGGAGGAAGGUGAAGAGGAAGAAUUGUAUGGAUACAAUAAAAAAGACGGAGAACUUGGAAAAAGAGAAGAACUGAAAGGAUACAAUGACUAUGAAGGAGUCAACACAAAAAAAGUUCUUGGAGAAGAAGAAGAAGAAGAAGAAGAAGAAGAAGAAGAGGAAGAAGAAGAUGACGAAGAGGAGGAAGAAGAAGGAGACGAAGAGGAGGAGGAGGAGGAAGAAGAAGACGAAGAAGAAGAUGAUGAUGAUGAUGAUGACAAGAAAGUGACUUAAAAACUUAGAAAAGACAUAGAAAAAAAUAAAAAUAAAAGAAGCCAGUUAAGAGUGAAAAGACUUAAAAGUAAUUCUGUUUCUUCAGCUGGAUCAGUGUUUACCAAUCUUUAAUAAGUCCUUUUAUUAUAAUGAAAAUAACUAUGAUUAUCAUAAGAUGUAAGAAAGCUGGUAUAAUACUCUCACAAUAUGAAGAUACAUAAACUUGUUGGUUAAGCACUGCCAGAUACCUAAAAUUUAUGCAUUACAUUUUUAUUUUUAAUCAUUAUAUUUCACAUUUUAUAGAUUAUCAAUUUAUUAAUCACAGGGGCCAAAAGAAAGAGGCAGUGCUGUCUGUGCCACGUUACAAUGCCAUGAUGGCAUAGAUAUGUCGAGCUACAAUACGUUACUACUCGUAGUUAGAAAUUUAUGAAAUGUGUUUUAGGAAUGCCCGGUAGAUAAAAAUAAUAGAAAGAGUUAUGAAUAUGUCAAAUCGUAGUAUGAUAUGACACGCAUGUUGAAUUCGGUGAUUGGCAAGCACUGAUACAAUUUUCACGAAAGCAAAAAUUUUUCUGUACAAAUAGGGUUUACUUUCGUAAACUUUUACUUCGUGUACUAACAGUGUUGCUAAGACAAAAAUAAUUUCUGUACCAACUAAAUGCUAAAAUUGUACCAGAUUCGGUAAAAAUGUACCAAAUAUUACCACAUGCUAAUUUUACUUGCUAAUUUUGUAUAUAAUUAUUUUUUAAAUUAAUAAUUUAAACAUUUAUUAUUGUUGGAUGAAACUUUCGUGCUCAAUUUUACAAAACGUACAUACGUAUACAUAUAUCGUAUGUACAGAUUAUCAGACACCUGUAUUUAUAUAUUCACAGUUGCAGUUAGAAAAAAUGUAAAAUACGUGAAAACAAACGACAGAAAACAUCGCCGAGUAUACGUUAUACAUAUAUAAACUUGCAGCUUUUCCGUAAAAGCUACAAGUUGAUUGGCUUCAUAUUUCUCGGAUCCAGAUCUCGGGCCAAUUUUUAGCAUUGUGGACGCAAGACUUAAGAAUCAUAAUAUCAAAGUAAGAAGUAUCAAAUGUACCCACGUUGACGCUAUUAGUACCAAAUUAGGUAUUGUGGCAUCAACGUAUUACACACAAUGUCAUAAGAAAGUACCAAAUCUGGUACAAUUGUACCAUCACUGGCAACACUGUGUACUAAUCAUUAUUCUGUUAAAUGUUUAAUUUUAUAUCAUAUUACAGCAUUUUUGUGUUUUAUAUUUUUAAUUUUCAUAUUAAAUUCUGUAAUACGUCCUUUCCAACUUGUGUAUUUAUUGUGAGACAGAAUGCUCUCCAUAAAUGCUUUACAAUUUCUAUAAUUCUGGCCUCAGUUUGUAAAUGUAAAUUAAAAUAUAUUUAUUUAAAAAAUAUAUAUAUAUAGAAAUUUAUUUUAUCACAAUAGAUUUCAUUAACACUAUUUUAUUAUAUAUGAUUAUUAAUAGUUUCUAAGCAACAAUUUAGAACGGGAUACAUACUCGUUUUAUAUUAGAAUAUAUAUAUAGUUUCAUCAAAUAAGUUUGUAAUUUUAAUUACUUUUACAUAAGAGUCAAUACGGUAAAGCAGUGAAAGAAACAAAACACAAAGGAUUGAAUAAAAAUUGCGGGAAUUUGUUAUAAAUCAUGUAAAGGUAUAGUUGAUCUAUAUUAAGUAGAUAUUACACAGAUAUGAGUAACGUUCUUGAUAUAACUAUAUUUUAUAUUGCAUGAAAAUGUUACUGUUUUCGUAAUACUAUCACAUGUUAAAAGCAUGAGCAAUGUUAGAACGUUACUAAAGAGACAGGAUUUAAUGUCGUUCGGUUUUUAAUAUGUAAACCUGUCGCAUUUUUGUUAUUUCAACAUUAUUCCGAAACAUCUAUUUAAUCUUAGUUAGACCCCUUUGGCUUAUACCCAAAUAAGCUUAUAAGUGGAAGUAUUUAUGGAAGAUGAUGAAACACUCAAUAUAUAUACAUAGUAUUUAUAUUUAUUAUUAGAAAACACGCUACGUAGAUAAGUUCUAGAGACAAAGCAAUCUGUACGAGAGAUAAAGUGUUUUGAGUGCAAAUGA
This is a messenger RNA of Vollenhovia emeryi, 4167 nucleotides long. It is a transcript of the gene RIC-3, whose product is annotated as eukaryotic translation initiation factor 5B-like. The transcript has 8 exons. The coding region runs from base 186 to 2108 and encodes 640 amino acids. Gene Ontology annotation, cellular component: intracellular membrane-bounded organelle; neuron projection; neuronal cell body. The record is from RefSeq and is a predicted model, not a curated record. NCBI's taxonomy places the organism in Eukaryota, Metazoa, Arthropoda, Insecta, Hymenoptera, Formicidae. Gene Ontology annotation, biological process: synaptic transmission, cholinergic; protein localization to cell surface.